GAUAUGUGUCAAUGUUUGUACUGGCAAUAUUCAUGACAAACAUAUUUAUUUAUAACAAUCCAUUCUGGGGUCAACAUAGUUUACAAACUGUGUACAUUCAUAUAUUCUCACUUAAAUAGCCUAUAAAAGCAAGAAUAUUUGAGCAAACUAUUUUCUGUGAAGCUUCGUUCGGGGUCGCCUUACGCAGUUAAAUUUACCCUCAGUUUGGAUAAGGUCAUAUAAAACAUGAAGUUUGAUGAUAUCUUGGAACAUCUUGGUGAUUUUGGACCAUAUCAAAAGCGACUUUAUUUGUUAGUUUGUUUACCUUCUAUAAUUAUCGCUUGUCAGGUAUUACUACCUGUAUUUAUAUUGGAUAUACCAGCACACAGGUGUGCUGUACCGUCGUUAUCUAAUGAUACGUAUGCUAUACAAGGAACAUGGCACCAAGAUUUGAUUAACCAGUCUAUACCUAGUAGUAAAGAUGGUUGGUCUAAAUGUAAUGUAUACAGUUAUAAUAAAGAUGGUAAUAGAACAGAAGUUGGGUGUAAUAAAUGGGUUUACGAUCGAUCGCAGUAUGAAAGUACAUUUAUAUCAGAGGUUGACAUGAUUUGUGAUAGAGCCUUCUACAGAUCCCUUGCUAAUAUGAUCUUGUUCGGUGGUAAUUUAGUUGGUGCGCUUGGUCUAGGCUUGGUGUCGGAUAUAAUUGGCAGAAAGAAAACGCUUUUGAUUUCUAUAGUUUUAUGGACAGGAACUGGAAUUGGGACUGCUUUUAGUACAGAUUUUAUUAGCUUCGCAACGUUGAGGUUCUUUACUGGUCUUGCUAUGAGCGGUAUAUUUAUGACGUCCUUUGUAAUAGGAUUAGAAUUGGUUGGUCCCUCAAAAAGAACUAUAGCAGGAAUGGUGAUCAUGGUGUUCUGGGCCAUAGGAUUGUUUGUCCUAACAAUUUGUGCAUACUUGAUAAGAAAUUGGAAAACACUUACCCUGGUAACUUCAGUACCCGCGAUUUUCUUUCUUUCAUAUUGGUGGCUGAUACCCGAAUCGGCAAGAUGGCUGUUAUCCAAGGGGAGAAACGAAGAAGCUGAAGAAAUAAUCCGCAAGGCGGCAAAAGUCAAUAAUACUGAACUUCCACCAAAAUUAUUUGAUAAAUCGACACUUGAUGAUGGACCAAAAGCUAAAAUAUGGCAACUAUUUACCACCCCUAGUUUACUGUUUCGAACUUUGAUUAUUUUCUUUAAUUGGUUUGUAGUGAGUAUGGUAUACUAUGGAUUGGGUUUAAAUGUAUCAAAUCUGAGUGGUGAUUCUUACCUUAACUUUACCAUAGCCAACAUAGCGGAGACGGUUUCAUAUGCAUUAUGUAUCCUACUGUUGGACAGAUUAGGACGAAAAGUACUGCACUGUUCAGCUAUGUUACUAGGAGGAAUAGCAUGUCUUGCUACUAUGUUUCCUGUUAUUUAUGGAGACAAAUCACAUGAAUGGUUAACAACUACCCUGUCUAUGAUUGGAAAACUAGGAGCAUCCGGGGCUUUUGCAAUCAUUUAUGUAUUUGCUGGAGAACUGUUUCCAACUAUCUUGCGGAAUUCUGCUCUUGGUGCUAGCUCCACGUGUGCUCGUGUUGGUGGAAUGAUUUCGCCCUACAUUGCUGAUUUGGGUUUGCUAGUUGGUGGAGAACUUAAAACAGCUCUACCACUGAUAGUUUUUGGUUCAGCCUCUGUUGCUGCUGGCCUCCUCUCUCUUUUUCUACCAGAAACGUUGAAUAGAAAACUUCCUGACACUAUUGACGAUGCUAAACAGUUUACCAGUGGGAAGAAAAGUGGAAGAGAUUACGAGCUGAACCAGUCUAAUGACGACGAUAAACCGUUGGAAAAGUAUACACCAGCAACAAUAAGUGAUGGUAAAGUGUAGAAUGGCUGCAGGCUAAUUAUUGAUACAUAAAUUGUUAUCAUUUUGUUUAUUAUCAUUUACAAAUAUAGAUAUAUAAUAAAUGCAUAUGUUUUAAAACCCAUUUCUAUGUACAAA
This is a messenger RNA of Patella vulgata (common limpet), 1995 nucleotides long. Its product is annotated as organic cation transporter protein. Lineage: Eukaryota; Metazoa; Mollusca; Gastropoda; Patellidae. Gene Ontology annotation, biological process: transmembrane transport. Bases 226 to 1881 code for a protein of 551 amino acids. Gene Ontology annotation, molecular function: transmembrane transporter activity. The record is from RefSeq and is a predicted model, not a curated record. The transcript is spliced from 10 exons. Gene Ontology annotation, cellular component: membrane.